Molecule: messenger RNA, 2908 nt
Organism: Malaclemys terrapin pileata
Lineage: Eukaryota; Metazoa; Chordata; Testudines; Emydidae
Gene: HPCAL4
Product: hippocalcin like 4
Exons: 4
Coding region: 174-749 (191 amino acids)
Molecular function (GO): calcium ion binding
Source: RefSeq, a predicted model, not a curated record
AGGAGAAGCAGCUCCCAGGCAGAUCAGGUGGGGGGACAGCAGGGCUCUCUUGGGUGCAUGGGCAGGGAGCGUCUUCCUUCUCCUGAGACAUCGCACCUGGGGCUGACACCUCGCUGGGCCAAAGAGACAACGGCAGCUUCACCUGCAUCCUAGUCCACCUCCAAGAGUCAGUGAUGGGAAAACACAACAGUAAACUGGCCCCUGAGAUGCUGGACGACCUGGUGAGAAGCACAGAGUUCAGUGAGCAAGAGCUAAAGCAGUGGUACAAGGGCUUCCUGAAGGACUGUCCCACCGGUAUCCUCAACCUGGAUGAAUUCCAGCAGCUCUACAUCAAGUUUUUCCCCUAUGGAGAUGCUUCCAAGUUUGCCCAGCACGCCUUCCGCACAUUUGAUAAGAACGGCGAUGGGACGAUCGACUUUCGGGAGUUCAUCUGUGCCCUGUCCGUCACCUCCAGGGGAAGCUUUGAGCAGAAGCUGAACUGGGCCUUUGAGAUGUACGACUUAGAUGGAGACGGGAAGAUAACCCGCUUGGAGAUGCUAGAAAUAAUUGAGGCCAUUUACAAGAUGGUGGGGACGGUCAUCAUGAUGAGAAUGAACCAGGACGGGCUGACGCCCCAGCAGCGGGUUGACAAGAUCUUCACCAAGAUGGACAAGGACAAGGAUGACCAGAUCACCCUGGAGGAGUUCAAGGAAGCUGCCAAGAGCGACCCCUCUAUUGUCCUCCUCCUGCAGUGUGACAUGCAGAAAUAGUUUCCCCGCAGACUCCAGCUGGACUGCCCAAGGCCGCGUGCCCCAGCAUACCGGUUACUGCCCUCCCCACAACCUCCACCCAGCCCCUGCUUCCCAGAGCUGUGCACUCAGCUGCCUGGGGCGGAGUUCAUUCUGCUUGCAGCCUUCCACUUCCUAAACUCUACAUCCCACUCCCCGAGCCCCGCUGAAGGGACUGCCUGAGCCACGUGCCAUGUUAGAACCCCCCCCUCCCACCCCCCCCCCCAAAUCCCUGGAGUGUGUUCAACCCCACAGCCCAUCCCCUAUGGAUCCAUCCUGGGAUCACACUGCCAGGAGCGCAUCUGCUCCUCUUUCCCUGCCUAGCCCCCAAGUCCAGCUUAAGCCUCCUCCGUAUUUAAAUCCCCCCCCCCAGAGCCCUGAAGUGGCCUGUCCAAGGCAGUGUUCACCCCAUAACCAACAUCAAGCCUUCUGGCUCCCCCAAAAUGCUGCUUUCUCAUCCCUAGUUCCAAUUCCUAUAGCCCCAACUGGGCUGUUUGAAACCAGCUAAUUCCCCCCCAUUAAACCCGAUUCCUGGUGAUGCCCCAAACUAGGCUGUUGCAGUGCCCCUGGCUGCCAGUCACCCCGUCUCUUCCCUCCCCCUCACGACGUACCCCGUCUAUGGAGCCCCAAAUUGAACUAGCCAGAACUGGGCCCUGACGAUAGCUCCUGAGCUCAGAGCCUUGGGCCCCAAUCCUUAGCCUCACAAGAGAGUUGCUGUCCUGCAGUCUCGGCUUCUCCUUUCACUGCUGUCAGCAGCCAGCGUUGAUUGCAGGGCUCCCAUAGGUGAGGCACUUGAGGCAUUGUGAGAUGUUUAGAAAUAACGGAUUCUGCUGCCUCUUUCCACGUGGUCUAGCUGUGAAGUCCCAGAGUGCCGCGUUUUGUCUGGCGAACGAGGAACAUUGUGGAGCCAGCAGCUUUGGGGUUCAAAUGCGUUUUCAUGCACCUCUUUUCUCAUCUUGACAUUAAUCUAUAUUUAAGCUGCCCCCUCUGCUCCCCAGGCCAACCAGAAAUCAAGGCAACCCUUGAAUACAGGCGUUCUCAGUGGGCUAAGGAAGGAGCUAUUGAUGCUGUAUGCUCCCGUCAAAGGCAGCCCUGAAGUCCAACCAUUGCUCAUCUAAUUUCGAGAGUCCCUUUUCCUGUUGCCCUGGCAUGUUGGGGCUGGUCCCGUGUUCAAAUGGCUCUUGUCUGCCUGGGUCUGAGGGAGGCCAGAGCUGAGUAGAUGUCUCGCUGUUAACAUGAACACCCACUACGGACGUUAGUGCAGGUUCGUGGAAGCGAGUUCCUUGUGAUUUGGGUGGGGUGGGUUUGUGUCGUUAAUGGUAGGUGCAGGCUUUAGACCUCUGCUGUGGGUGGAAUACAGAGAUUCUGCCCAUUGGUGGCAUUGCUAGAGGUGGGUAUUUUCUGGCUUAAGCUCCUCGUGGCAGGAAGAGUCUAGGUCAGUCUAGUUUAGUUGGAAGAGACUGGCUUGAUUCCUGUUUUUUGAGUUCUGGGUGUCGUUUCUACCCCCAAGUGCAGCAGGGCAGAGGGACAACCCGCAGCACGGGACAGAGUGCCAUGCAUUGCUUGGCACUUAUGUGACCUUUGCAGCUGGGUGGCAGUAUUGACUCUCUGCAGCGGCAUCCCAUCUGGAGAGGGUAUAAAGUGAGGGGUGGGUUGAGGGGGAAGAUAGAAGGGACUGUCUGAAGCUGGGCGACAACAUCACGGGUGUGAUGGGGUGAGAUCUGAUGUGAGUCUGGGUCAGGGAUGUUCUCCGGGGAAAAAAUCUCAACAGGCAGAGGGAUGGCGGUGGAGGGUAGAGAGAGAGGGAUCGUGGCGGGUUGUGGGAGUGACAUGGGGGAGCAACAGAAUAGUUGGGAUCAGGUGGUGGUUGUGGUCUCCACAAGGACCUAUCCAGCCCGGGGGGUUGUUUUGCAGAGUAGGUUUGAGGGCCUGGGAGUGAUUUAAUAUGAGACAUUUUUAACUGCAUCUCCCCUCCCCAGCCUGCCACCUCUGCCCUUCUCCAACCCCGGGACAGUUGUUUGUUCACAGAUGUGUAUCUAGUCUGCUCAUUGUGGUUUUGAUUAUUGUAAUAACUGUUAGGAAGCCGUGGAGUUGUUUAUAUAUUUUUUUAACUGAAAAAUAAAAUGUGUCCCACAAGGGUU